Messenger RNA from Nanorana parkeri, 418 nucleotides. It is a transcript of the gene ASIP, whose product is annotated as agouti signaling protein. The record is from RefSeq and is a predicted model, not a curated record. The transcript is spliced from 4 exons. Gene Ontology annotation, cellular component: extracellular region. Lineage: Eukaryota; Metazoa; Chordata; Amphibia; Anura; Dicroglossidae. Gene Ontology annotation, biological process: hormone-mediated signaling pathway; melanosome organization; positive regulation of melanin biosynthetic process. The coding region runs from base 44 to 418 and encodes 124 amino acids. Gene Ontology annotation, molecular function: neuropeptide hormone activity; melanocortin receptor binding.
AUCUAAAAGUAGACAGUGAAGAAGACCUGUUAAGACCAGUGAUAUGAAUGGCAUAAGCAUCAUUCUUCUCACCUGGUUCAUGGCUCUGGUUCAUUCCCACAUUGUUAUGGAAGAGAAAACAGAGAGGACCAAUGCUGGAAGUGCUGUACGGCUUCCUGAGCUUCACCCACCAAUAUCCAUUGUAGAUUUAACAAAGUCGUCUCGAAGAGUGAGCAGGGUGGAUGCAGAAAGAAAUAAACUGGCCAAGCGGAAAGCUGUUCCCAAAAAGAAGAAACACCCACCCCCACCUUCAAAUUGUGUACCGCUUCAGUCUAGCUGUAAAUCUCCUGCACCACCUUGUUGUGAGCCCUGCGCAAUCUGUUACUGCCACCUCUUCCAGCUGGUCUGCUACUACAAAAUGGGCUACCCGUACUGCUGA